GGGAGGCGUAACGAUCACAGCCUUUCGAAAGCGAUAGGCUGGGGGAGGGGUUAGCUGGGAGUGGUUAAUUAACUCGCCUGCCUGUACCCUAAAUCUCGAUCCAUGUCAGGGUAAAGAGAGGAACAGUCAAAAUUACGUAGGCGCCCAGCCAUGUGGUGCUGCCUCAGCAGGGUGUCCUGUCUGCAGGGCUGGUUACAAAAACGCAAGGCGAAUUUGAAUCUGGGACGAAGGCAGCAGCAUGGCAAUCAAUCAAGGUUUCUCCGUCAGCGAUAUCCGAUCCAGUACUUCAGCUCAAUGCGACGAUACAUGUCCAUACGAGUACAGAUAGUACUUCGGUGGUCUGGACGGUACUGGACUUAUUUGUUUGAGAACUUGUCGAGAGUUUUGAUGGGCGUUGGAUUGUUUUCUACUAAGUCAGUCAGGGUAAAAGGCGGAGUGAUCGGUUGAAAUCGAGCCAUCAAUCACCAUGCAGCCAGUGCCCGAUCAUUCCCGGUUCUAGGCAAAAAAGAUAGGUCGAGCCCAUCAAGGCAGCAGGGUAGCAACAGGGUAGAUCAUGGGCUGUUUCGCCGCAGUAUUUUGCAAACGC
Messenger RNA from Aspergillus aculeatinus CBS 121060, 586 nucleotides. RefSeq lists its product as uncharacterized. Bases 151 to 447 code for a protein of 98 amino acids. The transcript has a single exon. The record is from RefSeq and is a predicted model, not a curated record. Lineage: Eukaryota; Fungi; Ascomycota; Eurotiomycetes; Eurotiales; Aspergillaceae.